This is a messenger RNA of Malassezia sympodialis ATCC 42132, 642 nucleotides long. RefSeq names its product putative homeodomain transcription factor bW (gene HMRA1). Gene Ontology annotation, cellular component: nucleus. The transcript is spliced from 2 exons. Gene Ontology annotation, molecular function: DNA-binding transcription factor activity; sequence-specific DNA binding. Bases 1 to 642 code for a protein of 213 amino acids. Gene Ontology annotation, biological process: positive regulation of DNA-templated transcription. NCBI's taxonomy places the organism in Eukaryota, Fungi, Basidiomycota, Malasseziomycetes, Malasseziales, Malasseziaceae. The record is from RefSeq and is a predicted model, not a curated record.
AUGAGCCAAGAACUAGGUUUUGUAGAAGCGUGCCUCUCUAUGCUCAAAAGCCUCAGCGCUUCGGAUGAGACACUGCUCCCCAGUCCGGGGAUAUACUCCCCACUUGCUGAGUUGAAUCUUCGUGACAUUAAUGCCGUGUCAUUCAUGAGUGCUAUUCGAGAAAGACCUCUUUCCAAUGAUGCUCAAGUCCUCUUGAUACGUUUGUACGAGCGUGUUUUGAUCAAGCUAAAGGGUGCUUCCAUGGAAAAGUUCACUCAAAUUCAACGUCGUUGGGGCUCCGCUCGCCGUCGUGCGCUCCCUCGUAUGGAGCAGCUAUUCAAGUUGCAGUGUCAAUUGGCCGCUACACGUAUGCAAGACGCACUACUAGGCAUUAUAGACGAACGCUUAAAAAACUUCCAGGACGCUGCAAACGAGCCCACAGAUGCCCACCGUGGACACAGCCCGAAAGCUGUGGCUAUAUUGGAGAAGGCCUUUGAGCAUGCACCCAAUAUUACACAGGCCGAGAAGUACAAGCUUGCUGAAGCAACUGGGCUUCAACCACGCCAAGUCACUAUCUGGCUAACAAGCAGUUUCAAAAUCGACGGAACCGACGAUCGCACACACGUCGCUCAACCACGGUUGAACCGUCGCCCGCUUUCUUAA